Messenger RNA from Misgurnus anguillicaudatus (oriental weatherfish), 6965 nucleotides. It is a transcript of the gene tex15, whose product is annotated as testis expressed 15, meiosis and synapsis associated. Gene Ontology annotation, cellular component: nucleus. Gene Ontology annotation, biological process: synaptonemal complex assembly; regulation of double-strand break repair via homologous recombination; homologous chromosome pairing at meiosis. The record is from RefSeq and is a predicted model, not a curated record. Lineage: Eukaryota; Metazoa; Chordata; Actinopteri; Cypriniformes; Cobitidae.
GUCUCAGGUAAAGCAGGUAAACCAGUAUUUCUUGAAUGUUGGCCUGUAAACAGUGCUUUGCUUUGUUGUCAUUUGAAUAUGAGUAAAUAAUGCAAAUAACUGGCUUUUACCCUCUCAACCAAUGAAAAACAUACACAUUAGUGAAAAACACCGAGGACUGCCCAUAACGACAGCAGCAUUUCACACAAUAUAACAAUGUCAUGUGCAUGAGGAAAGAAGACUUUGAUCGAGCAGGAUAACUAUUUGUUGUAAACAAUGGAGAGACGAGAGCAGGAGGAGAUCGAGGUCUCCACAUCACACCAGCUAAAAGGAACCCCAGCAUUGAAGAACUUCACCAUACCCAGGAAGAAACGGACCUGUGGAGAAGUACUUUUAGAAAGAUGUCCAGAAGAGAGUCGAGAUUACAGUCUCAUACAUUCAAAAGUGAGGGAUUCCAGGCUUGACACAAGAAACGACCUAACAAACACAUGCGUUUGGAAAGAUGUUCAUUUAGUGCACAAUGACAGGCUUCUUCAAAAGUUUUCAGAAAAAAGAGCAGAGAUGCGUACCAAGGGAAGACAUGGAAGAGAAAUGGAGGAAAGAUUCUGUUUUUUGGUCACUUCAGAACAAGUGACAGAACAAAUUUAUCAGGAUGGUCUAAGGGUUGGCAGCUCUGUCCAGCACACCCUGGGAAAGGCAUCGCAUGGAGUAUAUUUGUUUAGACAUGUUGAUGUGGCAAUGAAAGCAACAACCAACACAAUAAGUGCUACAAAUCUGUUGAUUUUCAAGGUUCUAUAUGGAAAGGUGAAAAAAAUUGCACCAAGCUUGACCUGGAAGAAAAGUCAGGAUCCCACAGUAGGCUUUGACUGUCACAUGUCAAAAGAUGUUGUGUCUCCUCAAGACACUCUUUACCAGCAAAUGCUCGGCUCUUCUGUUUUUCUGUUUGACUUCAAUGAGAACCAGGAGCUCAGCGAAAGACCUCGGCAGGUUUUGCCGUAUGCUGUAGUUUCAUUUGUUCCUGACAGCAGUGCCAUUCUGACCCCACCUCCAAAUGUACCAUUCUCACCUACAACUCAUGCAGACCGUUUUCGGGCAUGUACUGUGGCUCAGAGAAGAGGAAAAGGAGACACUGCAACCAUUAUCUUCAAACAUUUUGGUACAACUCAGAUUCCAGGAGUAGAGUAUCCAUUUCAAAAUGUGCAAAACAUACAGGCACCCAACCCAAGACAUCACCGGAUUCCCAUCGGCCAAGACUCGAUGCUAAAUCACACUACUGUAUCUCAAAACCAAAAAAAUGCUCCUGGUGCAUGGGAAUCGUCCGACAAAUGUGACACAACACCAAGUCCUUCAGAUAAGGUUUCCACAAUAGUGUAUUCUUCCCGCUCAGUUAGGGAUCCUCGUCUAUCUAGACGAGAAACAAACCAAAAGAGCAAUUGCUCUGAGGCAGAAACAGCAUCUUCAGUCUUAAGAAGUUAUAUGAGGAAUAGUGCUGAAGACCCUCAAGACAAAGAAGCAAAUCCUGAAUUUAAAAUGGCUGGAACAGAGUCUGGUCCGGAGGAGCCAUCAAAAACUGAUGCACAAAAAAAUGAGGAUUGUUCCCUACAAGCCCCCUUGAACAAAUGUGUGCAGCAAAAAGCAGAAACACUGCCUUCAAUAAAGCUAUUUAAAAUGAAAUUCCAGAAAUAUGCAGAAUAUUUCAAGCUUAAUGAGGAGGAAAGGCACAAAAAAAUCUGGUCCCUUGAAAACAUGUCACCAGAGCAAAAGCAAGCAUUAAUAGAUCGUGUACAAUUCUAUGAGGUGUAUUAUCAGAGAUAUAAAAAGGGAUUGCUUUCUCAAAAAGUCUGUGAGACAGAAAAGUCCUUCAGUUCGUCUCUGGGAGAAUCCGCAGGGAAACACAUUAUGCAGUCAAAGGACAACACAUACAAACAAAAUCAGUCUGAUGUGAGCCAGACAAUAAAUGCUCCAAAUCUAUCUGAAACAUGUGUUCGAAACACUGACAACACAUACAUUAAUGAUAGCAAACAUCAACAUAAUCCUGAAAACUGUGCCGUAAUGUUACCAGAAAACAAGCAGGAUCUUCUACCAAAGACUCGUCAGGAUUGUGUGGACCAUCUCAAAGGUUGUCUGGUUCCGUCUCCACAAAAACUUUCAAAGCAAUUUUUUGAAAUUGGAUCACUAAAUCACAAAGAUGACAAUGCUGAUCUGCAAAUUGUACAAGGCAAUCUCAAGCAACCCAUAUCUUUAAGUUGUCCUUUCAGAGAAGGUAAAACUAAUCCCAAUAUAGAAAGCCAUACAGGCACAGAUAAGGAGUUUGAAAAUAAAUCUGGUCCAGAUAUUAACUCGGUUGAAAGACAUAGUCAUGAAAUAAGCAUUAUGUGUCCAGGUAAUACCACAGCCAUGGAUAUUGCAAGCUUUGUUGAAGUCUCUAGUUGUGGGAUGUCAGAAAACAGUAAUCCCAACCCUGCCAUAGCAGAAAGACAAGAGCAGAAUGAAAAAAAUGACAGCAAUUUUAAAGACCGGGAUUCUUUAUCCCGAUUUACAUUUAGCGAAGACUCUGAAAUAUCAACAGAUUGUAAUAUGGCAACAUUAGAAGAAAACAACAGUACUCUCAUGGAAUUGUACGAAAGACUUCAACUCGAUCAACUAUUGCCAAAACAAAAUUGCGAGCAGAGUUUACCUCGAAGGGCUUACCUUUCACCUAGAGUUAUGGGUGAAUCUGUGGACACCAGUUUCCAGCAGAAAAAUGAGAACACAGAUUACAGUAAAAAUAAGAGAUGCUGGGAAGAUCUCCAUCUCAUAGUGACUUUAAAGGCCAGCAAAAUGCCUGCUCAUACAGUAGUAAGACUCGCUCUCUCUGAACGAUUUUCAAAACUCAAAAGCUGUCAAAAAAGAGUGACUGCCUUGGUGAAUGGAUAUAAAGAAAUGGGAACCCAUAAUGCUGAACUAAUAAAACUACUAGCCAAAAGGUACAAUACAGCUAAAUUACACGCCAAAGACAGGAGCUUGAGAAGACCUUGUAAAAAGACAUGUUUCUUCAAACAGACCACAGUUCUAGGUCUAGGUCGCUUUCUGAGGACAAAAUACAUUAAGAAGAAGCAUUUGUGGAAAACAAAAAAACAUAUUUGCACAAAUAUGGGGUCGACACAUGAACCUGUGGAGAGCAAGAUAACAUCAGACAAUUCAUCACAUACAUCCAAGACAGUUUACCACGAAAAUAAGGAUCAGGAACCAGACCUUAACUCUGAUGAACAACAGUUACAAGUCCAGGUUAGUCAGGAGUCGAAUGCAAUUACAAAUCAAAUCCAAGAACGUUGUAGUCCAGUCACAUCUGUUAUCAACAAUGACCUCACACCAUCCCUGGGGUUCAAGAUCAUUUCUGAAACCAAAAAGGAGGAAACAAAGCCUGCAGAACCAGUUUCAUCAGGUUCAUUUUACACUGACAUGAAAAAGCCAACAGAGGAUGUUACUUUAAGCGUAAGUCCAGUAAUGGUGAAUGAAGAAGAACAUGUUAUUAAAAUUACAAACAGUUCGGCUGAAACCACAACCUCUUUAAUAACUUAUGAUAGUAACAAAGCAAAUGAGAGUACAAUCACAGAGGAGGGAAGCUUGUCACAGGAAGUGACAUCACAAACUGCAUCAGAUCCAUUAGGUACAGCAGAGCCAAACCCAGCGAAGAUGUCAGAAGAUGACAAAGUGGAAACUUCUGAGAGCUUAAGUAUAUUCAGUCAUCAAACUAACCUUCUGACUCCAGAAUCCAACGUGAUGUGUAAUAUCAAUGACAAAGUUGAGACUGAGUUAGACGUUGUUUCUGACAACACAGUGGAUAAUAUGGAAACUAGUGACAUAAAUACAAGUUUGAAAUAUGCUCUGAACUCACAGGAUAGGAGCACAGGAGAGAUGACUACAAAGGAUAACAGUCAGAAUAUCCCAAACAAAAAUAAACCAGGUCUCGCCACUAACGACACAUGCACAAACAGCAGUGCUUUGUCUACUUAUACAAAGAUUACAAGAACAAACAGUGAAGUUGAAGAGUUGAUCAAAGAGGAGGCAUCAGAUUUACAGCAUUCCGGUCAACGGGCUUGGAAAUGUACUUCAAAUAAUGUUUCAGAUCUUAUUGAUGAUGAAAAUACAUCUUCAAGCGGUCACUGUGAGAUGGCUUCAGAACACACAAAGAGCAACGACACAAACUCUCCUGGUCUUACCAUUUCAAAUACUCAACAUAUGAGCACUGCCAUGAUAAAUAAAAACUGUAAUUUCUUCACACCAGAACAAAACCAAAACUGUGAUGUUGACUCACCAGAAACGCAGCUCAUUUCUAAGUUGAGAGAUUACUUGACUAAAUUUGAGUCCACUGUGAAGAAACAAGAAACAGUAAAUGAAGGUUUGAGAGACAAACCAUUGGUGUGGAUAACUCUUGACAGUACAGCACAUAAACAGCAUUUAGCAGAGAAAAGCCAGUACAGGACCGGGAAGGAGGCUGAAAAUGAAGCUCAAGCUAGGCCUGAUGUUUAUGUACUGGUGCCUGCUGAAUCCAAGAGAGGCAGAAGAUCUUCUCAAACCAAAAGAGCCAGCAGGCAUAAAUCAAAGAGAGCAAGAUGGAGCUCGUGCCCUAGUGUGAGUCCUGACAGUACCAGUGCACUCGACACGGUCAAAGAUACAAGUCCUCAACCCCAGCUGAACAACGCGAUGGCAGCUUCCACAGACAUCUUCAUUAAUAAUGAACACAAUGCACAAAUCAUCACGCAAAGUAAUGAAUCUACAAGGCAAGUAAUAUCCAACGAAGUUCCAAUUGACCAAGACUCGGCAGACAGGGAUGGCAAAUGUGAUGCGAGCAAGAGGCGAUCUUUGGACACGGUGGAAAUCAUUGACGAUGGGAAUGUGAGCAGUUCAAUUGCCUACAGUGAUUUUAGUGUUAGCGACAUUUCAAAAACUCUUAAAAUGGCAGACCAAACAAAGUCAUUAGCUGAACUUGGAUCUCUGCAAUCUAAAUGCAAGAACAUGCUGCAGCAAUUUAUCUUAAGAUUUGAACGAGAUCAGAAAGUAUCAUUCAAGCAGUCUUUUGUUUCAAGGAAUCUCAUCGUAGAGCAAUAUUUAGACCAUCCACCUGGACAUGUUGACCUGAAGUAUGAAGCAGUCAAUUCUUACUUGGAGUUGCAGAUGAUGAUGGAAGUGUGGCAGUUUGUGGAAAAUAAAAUUAAUUUCCUAAGAGGGCAACCUACAUUUCGAAGUUUGCUUUGGUAUGAUCCGUCUCUUUACGGUGAACUCUAUAAGGGCGAGGUUGGGUUUCAGCAGCAGUCCUCGUUGUUUACAUCUUUUCAGAAGAUCUUGACCCAGGAGGGCUACAGUAAACUGCAUGAGUACUACAUCACAGUCUCCAGCCUCCAUCAGCAGUUACUCGUGGACCCUGACGCAUCUUACUACAUGUAUAUGAAAAGCAAGCGCGAGCUGCUCGAGGCAGAAGCCGCGCUUAGAAAUCCACACGAUAUCAAAAGCUUCUUUUUAUCUGUACCCAUGACCGCUAUGCUCAAUUUUGGAGACAGCUUGGAAAGUUUACAAAAUGUGCACCAAGUUAUAAUGAGUUUUGUUGAAACACCAUCAGAUCAGUUGCCAGGGACGUUUGAUGUGGGCAAAGCAGAACAUCUGUCCAUCACAUGCAGAUAUCUACAAGAAAAAGCCUUUUUCAUAAGGUCAUACAAAGAAAUCCUUACUAAAGUGUCAUGGUUUGGACUUGAGCACCUUCUUUAUGAUGCUUCUAAGAUCCUCAUAUGGCAAGACAUUGAUUAUGGGUUGUCUAAUGAAGUUCUCCAAAUGUACAAAAGUUCGAACCCUCAAAUUAUUUUUGGGGUGACAGAGUCUGGUGUCACUCUUGUAAAUAAAAAGGAGUGGCCCCGUCUGUCUACGGAUGGAGCGGAGACCUUGACGGAAAAGCAAACAGAUGCUGCUCAGAAACACAAACCCACUCAACUCAGUCAUUUACAGAGUAUAAAUUCAGGAAAGGAGGUGGCUUAUUCAAUGUCUAGAAGGAGGAAAUCUCAUCCAGCCACAAAAGCAUGUAACAUGAAUGAUAAGGGUGCCAACCAACCAUUUCAACCUACUCCUAAAGUUCCCACUGGGAACCCAACACCAUAUCAAACACAUCAUCAAAAAGACAAUUUAGUGAAUUGGGGAAUGAUGGGCAAAAACGUGUUAGACUGGAACAAACCUUCAACAUCUCAUGUACACAGUGAAAUCAAGUCUCACCUUCUGUCUAAAAGACGAGUUACUUCAUCAAAGUCUGAGCCGAGGACGUCUUUAGCAGACAUACAGAGAGUUCAGGCAGUCAGAGAACAGGAAUGGCCUUCAGUGUCGGCUCCCCAGACAACUUUACAACAAGAUUCUGGUGUUAUACGGCCAAGAUUUGAAAGUGUUAAACAUCAACAAACUGGCACUGUAUUACAUUGUCCUGUGGCCUCAAAAGAACAAGUAAACCAGUUCACUUUAGCCAUGGCACAACCUUUCAAUUUACCAAACUUUCCAAUGAAUACAAAUUUUGUAGCUCCUCCUCCUCCUCUGUCAGUGCAGACGUUUUCCAACUCCUUGACACAUGUCCCUGUGUCCAACAUGUUUCCAGCCAUUAACUACCCAUACUUUCUUCUGAAUGGACAAACGUACAGCACAGACUCGACUGCAGCCAGUCACCCGUAUACUAGAUAUAAUCCUAACACCAUUUAGACCUAAUGUACCAUCAACUAUGAUUUAAUGACUAAAUAAAUGUAUUUUUUGUGAAUCAAUUUUAUUUAUAGGUAAAUUAUUAAAACCUGAACAGAUUUUGUCUUUGUGUUUUCAUAAAUAUGUACCCAGUACUUUAAAACAAAUGUAUUGUAUAUUUUUAUAUAUAUUUACAUUUACAAGUAAACCGUUUCAUAUAUGACAACUCUUUUUUUUUUACAAAGAAUGUAUUGUUCCAUUGCUACUGUAUUGUUAAUAAAGAGUUGUAAUCAUUUUAA